GCUUCAUACAGUGAGCUGACGUUUCCUCCGGAGUCACGUGACCCGUUUACAGUAAGUCCAACAUGGCAGACGGAGUGGAUCUUCCACGGUGACUAAAGCAACACUUCCAACUGGAACGGACACAUCCAACGCUGCUCCGCGGGAAGAGACGGCAACAAUGCGGGAGAGGCAGAAGAAAAAGAAAGGGCGGACGUGGGCGGAAGCCGCUAAAACGGUUUUGGAGAAAUACCCAAACACGCCCAUGAGCCACAAGGAGAUCUUGCAGGUGAUCCAAAGAGAAAGACUUAAAGAAAUAAGAAGUGGAACCUCGCCGCUGGCAUGUCUGAACGCAAUGCUGCACACAAACUCUCGUGGAGAGGAGGGGAUCUUCUACAAAGUCCCAGGCAGGAUGGGGGUCUACACAUUAAAGAAGGACAUCUCCGAUGUGGCAAACGAACUGUCUGAGGAGGGCUCCGAGGAGAGCAGUGACAAUCUGUCGGACUCCCAGAGCACAGAAAACGACAGCAGCGCCCUCGCACGAGAGGGCAGGAGAGGAAGGUGGAUGCGAAGAGCUCCCUCCAAGCUGCAGUCACAGCCGUCCUCUCCGCAGCCUCGGUGCACGUCGCCUUCUGUCCCCGCCGGUAAACUCAUCUCUCCCUCGCAGAAACACGGCAAGAAAGCUUUGAAACAGGCCUUGAAGCAGCAGCAACAGAGAAACCAGCGCAGACAGGGGGGGAUGCCAACCAGCCAGAGUCCUAGACUACUUCUGAAAACCAUCAAAGAUAUGUCCGACACCAGUGCUACUAAGACCGACUUGUGCCGCCCAGUCGUCCCUCGGAAGGUUUCUCAGAGGUCAGGCCGCCUUGGGGCAGGCCAGCUAAGACGUACAAAGUGCAAAAUAGAUGUGGAAACUCCAGACUCCAUUUUGGUCAACACCAACCUAAGGGCGAUCAUCAACAAGCACACCUUCUCCGUCCUGCCUCCUGACUGCCAACAGCGGCUGCUCAAACUUCUUCCUGAAGUUGACCGUCAGGCUUGCAUGGACGGCCUUCAGAAGGUCACCAGUUCUGCCUUGAACAAUGAGUUCUUCACGUCAGCGGCUCAAUCUUGGAAGGAGAGACUGGCUGAGGGAGAAUUCACCCCUGAGUUGCAGCUACGAAUACGCCAAGAAAUAGAGAAGGAAAAAAGAGUUGAGCUCUGGAAGGACGGCUUCUUUGAAAACUAUUAUGGGGAAAAUUCUGGGCUCAGCUUUGAGGAAUCCAAAGAGCUGACGAAGGCUGACGUGAAUCCGGAGUCCGCCGGGCCCCGUUCCCCGCCUCAUCGGACGGGACCUGCCGCUCAGGCACCGGUGGAUCCCAAGGUCAACGAGGACAGCGACGCUGCAGCUACCGCCGCGAAGGACGCCAAGCCCCCGAAGGAGCCCGGGAAGACGCAGUCUGCCCAGAGGGAGCCCGUCCCCACCACCGAGCCCAUGAGGACGCGGCGGGCGCAGUACGCCGAGGGCCGUAAAUUGAGCGGCACGGCGCAGCCCGGGCCGACACCUGCGGCGAAGAGACCGCAGGCCGAGGAGCCGACUGAGAAGGCCUCAGCAGGUGCACUGCCUGAGAAGGAGUUUAAAGAGGAAGUGAAGCAGGAGGAAACCAAACUCCCCCAGCUGCCCGUAAAGACGAGCCGCUCAUUAUCGGCUAGUUUGGAGGUAAUAGAGGACCAGCCACAGGUGUCUGUGGUUAAGCCAGCCGAAGACUCUGAGCCGCUGAAAAGGAAAUCUCUCGGUGGGAUCGGCGACGAAUUGACACCAGAGAAAAGGCCCCGUUUGACCUCGGUGUCCUCAUUGUCCUCAGUCUCCUCUGUAUCUCCUCCAGCGACAUCCUUGUCUAGCCCUGCUACACCAACCUCGGCAACAAAUCACAGGAUUCCUCCACUCAAGAUACCGGUGGCACGAAUUCUUCCCGUUCCUUUGUCACCAAGUCAAGUCUCCCCCAGGACUCCUCUCCCAGCCCCGCUGAGCAGCCCGGGCCGUACCGGUGCUCGCACUUUGGCUGACAUCAAAGCGAAAGCUCAGCUGGCCCGGGCGCAGCGGGUCGCAUCGAAGGGAGCGGUGCCGGGCCCGGGGCCGGGCGGAGGCAGCGGUGAGCAGAAACUGCCGUCGCCCAGCUCGACGCCCCCCCAGGCAUCGACCAGGCUACCGGCCUCCAGCAGCAGCAGUCGGACCGGUACGCCUCCUUCUCGCCCACUGGAAUCUUUUGGUCAGCCAAGCCCCAAGUCGUCUGAUACAUCUCGCCCCAGCAAAACGGACGAAGACGUCCAAAGUCAAUCUGCUGGUUCGGUCGGUGCAGCACCCGAUGGCGUUCAUGCGCACGCCCUGAAGGCACAGGAAACCAUUGCUGGAUCAACAAAGGCCGGCUGUUGUGCACGUGCAAAUAACACGCUGGUCACUCAGCUUCUGCAGGGGAAGGAGGUUCCGUUGGAGAAGAUCCUCCCUAAAUCGAUUUCCACCUUGGAAGUGAAGAUGUCAAACGUACCCUGCGGUAGUAAGGGGAGGACGGCGCACUCUGCUGAGCACAGGGCAGAUAAGCCACUGUCCCACCACUUCAAUGCAGCAGGAGGAGUGGUCUCAGAAUACACAAGGCACCAAAGGGAACUCCCCGACAAGCAGACUCAGGAGCAGAUCCUGCAGACUCUAAUGCAGAGGAAAGGCCAGCAGAGCCAGUUUCACGCUGGCGUGGGGCCUCAGCACGAUGUCCACCAGCUGGUGCAUGCAAAAGAACGCCAGGACAAAUCCAGGAUUACGGGGGGACUUCUGGGUCGAAAGAGGAUACCCAGGCCUGCCAUGACGGGGCAUUACCUGCUCAACGUGUCCACGUACGGGCGAGGACAGGAGGGCAAGAAACUGCAGCAGUCCGUCAUCUCCAACGUGUCUUUGUCCAGUUUAAAAAGGGAAAGCACAGAAGAAGAGGAGGCGGCAAAGGGAGAAGAACCCGCCAGUAAAUGUUUCUUCCCUGCCGCUGUGGUUAAAAGCGAGCAGCUUGGAUUCUCGAUAGCCAAGCUUGACGAGGCGUCAGGCGUUCAGCAUUGCCCCGGCGUAAAGACCGAGCCUGGAUCGGAGGACGGCGCGGCCUGCGGCGAACACAGCUGCCCCGGCGCCGCCAGCUCCUUUUCUCAGUCACUCCGAAGGCACCUGCAACUCCGCACUAGUACCCAAGGAAACUCCCAGCCGUGUCUUACGCCAGCGGACCCCCACCACCAGCGGCAGGCUGCUUUUCACGCGCAGAGGACGCUCGAUGACCAGGAAGCCGCGGCGGCGCCAUGCUACGGCGGCACCAUCAGCAUGUCCGUACCUCACACCCUGAGCCACAGCGCCGCGGGCGUGUGCUCCCCCGCCGCCUCGUCCGAGGCGGACGGCGGCGGGAGCGUCAUGUCCUUCUCCGUGACCGUCACCACCAUACCCGCCGGCCACUCGGCGGAGCGCGGCGACCCGGGCGAGGCCUCGCCCCAGCGGGCGUUCAUCGAGGGCGCCGACAUGGAGGAGGUGCAGUCCAAGUGCUACUGCAGACUGAAGGCGAUGAUCGUGUGCAAGGGAUGCGGAGCCUUUUGCCACGACGACUGCAUCGGCCCCUCCAAACUGUGCGUGUCGUGUUUAGUCGUGCGAUGAUAUGAAACGAGGAGGCCUUCGCGACGGAGGUCGCGGUUUGAUUCGUGUUGAAGCCAGACGCGAAGCAGGAGCAGGUCAUUGACAAUCAGUCGCCGCAGGGGUGAAGAGCUUUCAGCCCGCGGACGAAACAACCAUCACGCGGCCGCUGUGCGAAAUGGAAGGAUUUACACUGGAUGGUCUUUUGUUUCGACGACUAUAAAAAGCUCUUUUUGAGAGAGAUGUCAAUCAGAUUUUCAAUCAACUCAGUAGUGUGUGAGAUGUGUGACCAAGGUAAAGUCUGGCAAUGUUUGCACUCGGCUAGGGUUAGUGUCAUAUAUUUUUAUAUAUAUAUAAAUCUAUAUAUAGUAUAUACGUGUAGUUUGAAACUAAAAGAGGAGAGAAAAAAUGAAUGUUGCUAUUUUUGUAGAACAUAAUGACUGUUUUGUUAAUAAUACUGACACUUUAUUAUUGGGCCCAAUUUAGUUGUGGUUUAAUGGCAAAAAAGGGCGCUUAUGAUAAUCAUUUGGUGUAGAGUACCUCCUGGCAUUUAUGCACGCAUGGCAGGAAAGUACAACGCACAGUAACUCUUUUUGUGUAAAAACUGUACAUUUAUUACUCAUCACACACAAUAACUAAAAAGAACAUGAAUAGCUUUAGAAAGAAUACAUUGCUUGAUUUGUGAGGAUUGCACAUAACAAUAUUAGUUUUUGACUAAGCACUUGAAAACCACCUGGAUACAUGGUAGUAACUGUGUACAUUGAAACUUUAGGUUUGGAAACUUUUAUAUAUAACAUUACAGACAUCUUCCUUUGGGCAAAUUGAGAUAUUUUCCAGGUCUAGAGUAAAUUCCUACUGUGUGAACCUUCAUUUUCUCCCCAAAGAAGCCAGUUUGUAGAUAUUGUCACCCAUGAGGUGAGUUUUCUCAUGAUCGUAUGUUUAUAUUCAAAGGUCAGCAGUGGAAAACGGUCAAAAUAACACUUAAAAAUAAACCGGCCAAGGGAGAAAAUGAAGAUAAUUAAGCUUUUUCACUAUAAAUAUUUGUUGAUUUACGGUAUAUGCCUUGAUGUAGAUUUAUUUUUAUUUGUGCUGCACACAUUGAUUAAAUCAAUCCUCUUAAUUACAAAUCAUUGUUGAUGUGGAAAGAAAAUGGAGAGCAACAGUAAGUUAUGCUAAAACGCUAAAGGUUUCAUCAUGAAGUGAUUUAAUCAGAACACGCUUCAGUUUUACAAAACGAUUUGGCGGUACAAUAUGAAAGUGGUUGUACUGUGGUUGUACAUUUAAAUGGCCUUUUUUCCAGAGAAUCAUUCAGAGAAUGAAGUACCCUAAGCACAAAAUAUUACUGCAUGGAGUUUAUAUAAUGUACAACAACUACAAUGUGUGAACAUUGGUGUUGUUACAGCCAUUUGGAUAAAGUUAACACAGUGUGAAUCGUCACUGUACCAUAUAAUAACUUUCAAAACAGCAGUGUGGAGCGUCGACUCAGCGGCUUUUUCUUUUGGUGUUUGUGUAUCAACUUUAUUUUAAAAUCUGGAGGCACAAAGUAGACCUGUUUUAUAGCAAUCAUUUUUAAGGUAACUUUCCAAAGUCACCUUUUACAGAAAGUAAUAUUGUAAUCACAAAGUAAUAUAUUUUAAUUAAUAUAUUUUAAUAUAAAAAAAAUCUAUUUGCUAAUUGUUUUUUGAAUAUCAACAGGGUAUUUACUAUAAUACUAUAUUGGCAGUCAGUUUUUUCCUGGACAGACCGCCAGACAGAGAAUAACUUGACUUUUAUAAAUCAAGCCCAUUCAUCAAUAUCCUGUAUGGGACAGUUCUGGUUCUUGCUCCUGGAUCUGUUGGUCUAUAUUUUCCCAUAGAGGUGAUGUCGUUUAUAUGAACCUUUUGUGCUGUUGACCUUUGUGUCAUUACUUUACGUUUUUAAAGCACCCUUUGCUUAAAUAAAGUCAAUUUUUUUAUGUAUUUCUUAUUAAAUCGGGGCUUGUGGAAACAUGGAGAGAGUCAGGAGAGCCUUCCACAUAUUUAAGGGCCAUUUCAAUAAAGCUGGCGUACCUGUAUUUAAUUUUGUUUCCACAAAUUGAAUAUAUCCCCCAUGAAUAUUAAGUUCUUAUUUGGUUGCAUGUGAUGUUAGGAUGUUGUAUUUACUCCUGUACAGUUGGGGACUGGGUUGCACUGCAAAAAACAUGAACACAAAACAAUCAAACAACUCAAAAGGCAGCUGAAAUCUUAGUUCUGAGGACUGAGCGGUGCGUCAGGCAGCAGUCCCCGCUGACACGGAGCUUACCAGAAGAGCAGUUCAUAAAGCUUUGUCCAGAACGUGUCGUGGACAAUCAACACCAUUUUUAAAAUGUCAACUUUUAUCACUAGAUGAAUCUUUUUAAUAUGUCUGCAUCAUUUUGUCUCCAUUUAAACUCCGGGUGAAUGUAAAAUAGUAAUCAGCACUUAUAAACAAAGUGUAUUUUAUUAGAAGUUAUAGACUAUUAUGAAUAAAUAAUUAAAAGAAAA
Molecule: messenger RNA, 6108 nt
Organism: Gasterosteus aculeatus aculeatus (three-spined stickleback)
Lineage: Eukaryota; Metazoa; Chordata; Actinopteri; Perciformes; Gasterosteidae
Source: RefSeq, a predicted model, not a curated record